Messenger RNA from Amoebophrya sp. A120, 2301 nucleotides. NCBI's taxonomy places the organism in Eukaryota, Dinophyceae, Syndiniales, Amoebophryaceae. The record is from the annotation of a GenBank genome assembly.
GUUUAUGAGACAAAAAAUGUGACAUCAUUUUAUUGAGUCUGCGACCCUGUGGCCUAGCAGCAACAGCAUGCAAUGCCGUCAGCACAAGCAGGGCUGAAGCCCAAAUUUGGUGCUUAAUAAGUUGAGGUUCACUGACACUGAGAUAAAUUUUUGUUUUGAUCACGCGUCGCAAUGUCACCACUUCCACUACGACCGCGGCUACAGCUAGUUACGCGGCGCAUCGUGCUGUGCGCCCUGCUUCAACAGGUGCAGUUGUGCCACCCAGUCAUUGGCUUGCGGGUGGAGGCGGACUUGUGCACAACAAACGCUCGGGAGAGUUUUAGUUGCUACAGAUUGGAUCGUGGACCACUGCUAGAUCGCCGACUUCUUGCCGGCGAGUUGGCUGCUGCCAAGGCGUGCGGCCUUUGCGAGGAGCGCAAUGUUCCAGGAGAUAUUCGAUCUUUGCCUGAUUUGCCCCUGCUAGGCACGCCACGCCCGCCCGGAAGACAGCGCGAGAGGGGUUCUGCUUCAGGUAGUUCUAUUCUGCCAACAGGAACAGGAAAUGGGGACGACGAAGAAGGCAAGAGGAGCACAGCUCCUGCACGAGGAAGUGCCGUGGAUUCUGCACCGAAAAGAGCCAAGAAUCCAGACAUCCAACACGACGUGACGGACAGUGUCACGCCCGGAAGCGCGACAGCGCAGCCGCACGAAGCCUCGGCCGUCGAUACAGGCAGAAGACUUCAUGCCGAAGGUAGUGUUCCCUCGAACACGGUGCAUCGAGGGCAACGCGUUCACGUAGUGCCAACCCAGUAUCGGCGAUACCCCAGUGUCGAAGUGUUGGAUUCAUCGGAGCAAAAUCCUGGAUCCACUUUUGCCCCCGCGAGUCAAGGCCUCGGUUCCCCGCGAGUGCGUCAACAGGUACUAGUGACCAAAGGUUCGAUCCCGUUGUCGCACGAGCAGCGGGGCUUGGUUGCUUCUCCAGUUCGACGCGUGUCCGCGGUGGCACAGCCACGGAUUGGCGGAAUUCAGAUCACGAGCACCGGCAUAAUUCACCCCACUGUAACAAGGAUUUAUUCGCCAUCAGUGCGGCGUUCGAUUACGGGUGCUUCUGCCGUUGGGACGACCGAGCAGCCACACGCGAAGCUGAGUGGUGUGGACCAUGGUGCGACGAGAAAACAAGAAGGAGGGACGGGCUCACUUCUCGCAGCUAAUGCGGGAAGUUAUGAAGAAAAGCUUCUACAUGCGUUGCACGCCGCCCCACCACAUGGCCACGAAGUCUCAUCGCCCGUUCUCGUUGCACGUAGUCCGCGGCGGAGGCAACAUGACAAAAGUAAUCUACCAGUUCCGCAUGUGCGAAUAACACCAGCUGCCGUGCCCGUUCCUGUGGAGCAGAUUUCAUCUGCAGCGUCCUCUCUUGUGGCGCACGUGCAGGCCGCACCUGUGUCUUUUUCUGCCCCACUCGGAGGGAACUGCGUGGCUCGUCCAUCGCGGACUAGCAUAGCAUCUGGUUGUUCCUCUCCGAGAGCUGCGUUGGGACCGCGACGCGGUAUGCUUUCAUGGCCCGUAGCAGGAGCUAACAACUCAGGAAGCGCUAGCGUUGCCCCGCCGACGAUAGUGCAGAGUGCGCUUGGUGCCAUUCGUGCGCCUGAGCCCUCACCUGCACCCUUCGUUAAUCGUAUUCUCGCACCCACAGCUCCACCGCCGCAACAAGGGUACUUCUCAAGCUCGCAACAAAAUCUGCAGCGAAAUCUUCAGGCGCCUGCUUCACAGAUUCAGUCAUUGAACCAUCUGCAGCCAAACGGAGUGCAAAUAUCAGCUUCGCAGGUUCUGACACAGCGCCAGCCUACAGCAUUGCAUCCUACGACGGCAGCAGGACCGGCGUCUCCCCUGCUAAGCUAUCGAGCAUGACAAGGGCCCGACAAAUGUAGAUGUGUAAACACUAACACUUUUUCGUUUUCUUCUUUUAUGACUAGCAGUAGGUAGAGCAAUUACAACACAAUGAGAGGUGAACAGUGUGACUGUAGUUACGACGUUCGCAAUUGUAGUGGCGUGUAUGAAAAAUGUAUCAUAUGCUAGUGAUGAUGAACCAAAUCAAAUUGCACUUGCAGUUGGCCUGGUAGUUUAUUUUGUAGAGCGCCAACUGCAACAUUUGCAUUUCCAUUCCAACGAUCGGAUGAACGUUGCGCGUGCACAUGCUCGGCUCCGCUGCACGAUGCUGAAAUGAAUCCUGUCGAAACUGUCUCCGACUCGUUUCUGUUUGCUGCAAAUGUGAUGAUUUUGAUGAACUGUAAGUACGAGUUGUGUCGACGCUCGAAGAUCUUG